CCUGCUGGCUGCUCCUUCUGGGGGGAGCGGAGCGCUGUGGCUUAAUUAAUUUCGUGUAGUUCUGUGGAGAGAAGAGAAAAUGAAAGAUGAGUGAGGAGAGAGCUGGAGCCCUAGGACGGAUGCUCCGAGUGUGGGGAUAGGAGUAGGGACAGAGAGGGGGGCGGAGGGCGGGAGGCGAGGGGACCUGAGCCGAGAGCCAGAGGGAGCGAGCGAGGGGCAGAGAAGGGAGCGCUCCGAGCCGCCCCGACCCGAGCGGGUUGACCUCUUUCUUUCUCUGUCCCUCUCCUUCCUUUCCCCCUCUCUGUCUGCCUGUCCCCAGCCCGAUGGCAAAGCCGUGCGGAUUGGCACCCCCCUCUUCCUCAGGUUCCUAAUGUGAGAAGGUAGGCCCAGAUCAUGGAGGUGCUACAGUGUGAUGGCUGUGACUUCCGAGCCCCAUCUUACGAAGAUCUCAAGGCGCACAUCCAGGAUGUCCACACAGCAUUUCUGCAGCCAACUGAUGUUGCUGAAGACAAUGCUAAUGAGCCACGAUCCGGGUCCAUGAACGCCAGUAACCAGACAGAGGUGGAGUAUUCUUCGAUAAAGGACGAAUUUGCAAUCGCAGAGGAUUUAUCAGGUCAAAAUGCAACUGCAUUGGGGACCGGAAGCUACUAUGGCCACAGUCCAGGAUAUUACGGUCAGCAUAUUGCCCCUAAUCCCAAACCAACAAACAAGUUUUUUCAAUGCAAGUUCUGCGUACGCUACUUCAGGUCAAAAAAUCUCCUCAUCGAACACACAAGGAAGGUCCACGGAGCUCAAGCUGAAGGGAGUUCGGCGGGCCCCCCUGUCCCAGGAUCCUUAAAUUAUAAUAUCAUGAUGCAUGAGGGAUUUGGAAAGGUCUUCUCUUGCCAGUUUUGCACAUACAAGUCACCGAGGAGGGCGAGAAUAAUUAAGCACCAGAAGAUGUAUCACAAAAACAAUUUGAAGGAGACCACUGCUCCCCUCCCUGCCCCUGCUCCAAUGCCAGACCCUGUGGUCCCACCCGUGUCCCUGCAAGACCCCUGCAAGGAACUGCCAGCAGAGGUCGUGGAGCGCAGCAUCUUAGAGUCCAUGGUCAAGCCUUUGACCAAGUCUCGAGGCAACUUUUGCUGUGAGUGGUGCAGCUACCAGACCCCCCGCCGGGAGCGCUGGUGUGAUCACAUGAUGAAGAAGCAUCGCAGCAUGGUCAAGAUCCUUUCCAGCCUCCGCCAGCAGCAAGAAGGGACUAACCUCCCCGAUGUGCAGAACAAAAGCACCCCCAGCCCCACUUCCAACUCCACCUAUCUGUCCAUGAAUGCUGCAAGCCGGGAGAUGCCCAGCGCCAACGUCUCCAACUUCCGGGGCUCCGUCAGUAACUCCAUCAUGAGACCCAAUUCUUCGUCCGCUUCCAAGUUUCCACCCAUGUCUUACCCUCAGAUGAAGCCGAAGUCCCCUCACAACUCUGGCCUUGUUAACUUGGCGGAGAGAUCGCGUUAUGGCAUGGCUGACAUGACCAAUUCCUCUGCUGACCUGGAAACCAACAGCAUGCUGAAUGACUCCAGUUCUGAUGAAGAGUUGAACGAGCUAGAUAGCGAGAACGGCUUGAAUGCCAUGGAUCACCAGACGUCAGGCAUAUCUGCAGAGCAGCUGAUGGGCUCGGACGGCAACAAGUUGCUGGAGACCAAGGGGAUUCCGUUUAGAAGGUUCAUGAAUAGGUUCCAGUGCCCCUUCUGUCCCUUCCUCACUAUGCAUCGACGUAGCAUCUCCCGUCACAUAGAAAACAUCCAUUUGUCCGGAAAGACCGCCGUCUACAAAUGUGAUGAAUGUCCAUUUACUUGCAAGAGCUCGUUGAAGCUUGGGGCUCACAAGCAGUGUCACACGGGUACAACGUCAGAUUGGGAUGCUGUGAAUUCCCAGAGCGAGAGCCUUUCUGCUUCCCUGAACGAAGGUGUCGUGUCUUAUGAGAGCUCGAGCGUCAACGGCAGAAAGCCGGGGGUCCUGUUGGAUCCCCUGCAGCAGCAACAGCCGCCACCCCCGCCGCCACCGCCACCCCCACCGCCGUCCCAGCCGCAGCCACCGCAGCUACAGCCGCCCCACCAGGUGCCAGCCCAGCCGCAGCCCCAGCCCCCGCCAGUGCAGCCGCCCCAGCCGCCUGUGCCAGCCCCACCCCUACACCCUUACAAAUGCACCAUGUGUAAUUACUCCACCACGACUCUGAAAGGGCUACGGGUCCAUCAGCAGCACAAGCACUCGUUCUGCGACAACUUGCCAAAAUUCGAGGGGCAGCCCUCAAGCCUGCCGUUGGAGAGUGAGACAGACAGCCACCCCUCUUCCAGCAACACUGUGAAGAAAAGUCAGACCUCAAUUCUUGGGUUGUCCUCCAAGAACAAUUUUGUAGCUAAGGCCUCUAGGAAGCUCGCCAACGACUUUCCCCUCGAUCUGUCGCCCGUGAAGAAGAGAACGAGGAUCGACGAGAUUGCAAGCAACCUGCAGAGCAAAAUCAACCAGACAAAGCAGCAGGAGGACGCGGUGAUCAACGUGGAGGACGACGAGGAGGAAGAGGAAGACAACGAAGUGGAGAUAGAGGUCGAGUUGGACAGGGAGGAAGAGCCCAUAGAGCCGGUCAUGGAGGUGUCCACAUCCUUCUCGGCCCAGCAGAUCUGGGCGAGAGACGCCGGCGAGCCCCAAAAGGAGCCCAGCUUCAGAAGCGUCGCCCACGACUACAACGCCACCAACGGGGCGGAAAUUGAGCUCACCCUUUCUGAAGACGAAGAGGAUUACUAUGGCUCCUCGGCCAAUAUGAAAGACCACCAGGUUUCCAGUACUGCUCUGCUGAACACCCAGACUCCCAUCUAUGGGACAGAGCACAGUAACGAGAACACAGACUUUGGUGACUCUGGACGGCUUUAUUAUUGCAAACACUGUGACUUUAACAACAAAUCAGCCCGGAGUGUCAGCACCCACUACCAACGGAUGCACCCUUAUAUCAAGUUCAGCUUUCGGUACAUCUUGGACCCCAACGACCACAGUGCCGUGUACAGGUGCCUGGAAUGCUACAUUGACUACACCAACUUUGAAGACCUGCAGCAGCAUUACGGUGAACACCACCCAGAAGCCAUGAAUGUACUCAACUUCGACCAUUCGGACCUGAUCUACCGGUGUCGGUUUUGUUCCUACACGAGCCCGAACGUCCGAAGCCUGAUGCCGCAUUACCAAAGAAUGCAUCCCACAGUCAAGAUCAACAACGCGAUGAUAUUUUCCAGCUAUGUCGUGGAGCAGCAGGAAGGGCUGAAUACGGAAUCUCAGACACUGAGGGAGAUUCUGAAUUCAGCCCCCAAGAGCAUGGCGACUUCCACUCCCGUGGCUCGCGGUGGCGGUCUGCCGGCUACAUUUAAUAAAAACACUCCUUCAAAGACCUAUACUCCAGAAUGUGAAAAUCAGAAGGACCCCUCAGUUAACACUGUUGUCGUUUACGAUUGUGACGUUUGCUCGUUUGCAAGCCCCAACAUGCAUUCUGUCUUGGUUCAUUAUCAGAAGAAACACCCGGAAGAAAAGGCUUCCUACUUUAGGAUCCAGAAAACCAUGCGAAUGGUGUCUGUGGACAGGGGCUCUGCCCUUUCUCAAUUAUCAUUUGAGGUGGGUGCUCCAAUGUCUCCCAAAAUGUCCAACAUGGGUUCCCCACCCCCCCCACAACCCCCGCCACCAGACCUCAGUACUGAGCUUUACUACUGCAAACACUGUUCCUACAGCAAUCGGUCAGUUGUGGGAGUGCUUGUCCACUACCAGAAAAGACACCCAGAAAUAAAGGUCACUGCCAAAUAUAUCAGACAGGCUCCUCCCACAGCUGCAAUGAUGAGAGGGUCUGAGGGGCCCCAAGGCUCCCCUCGGCCACCCGCCCCCAUGCAACAGCUGAACCGCAGCAGCUCUGAGCGAGAUGGCCCUCCUGUGGAGAACGAGAUGUUCUUUUGCCAGCACUGUGAUUAUGGGAACCGGACAGUCAAGGGUGUCCUCAUUCACUAUCAGAAGAAGCACCGAGACUUCAAGGCCAAUGCAGAUGUGAUCCGGCAGCACACGGCCACCAUCCGAAGCCUCUGUGACCGGAACCAGAAGAAGCCUGCCAGCUGUGUGCUCAUGGCCCCCUCCAGCGUGGAGCGGGACAAAGCGAAACUUCGAGCGCUCAAGUGUAGGCAGUGCUCGUAUACCUCCCCCUACUUCUAUGCACUGAGGAAGCAUAUCAAGAAAGACCACCCUGCCCUGAAGGCCACAGUCACGUCCAUCAUGCGGUGGGCAUUCCUUGAUGGCUUGAUAGAAGCUGGCUACCACUGCGAGUGGUGCAUCUAUUCGCACACAGAGCCCAACGGUCUGCUCCUGCAUUACCAGAGGAGGCAUCCAGAGCAUUACGUUGACUACACUUACAUGGCUACCAAACUCUGGGCUGGGCCAGACCCGUCCCCUCCCUCCCUCGCGCUGCCCACAGAAGCCAAAACGUACCGAUGCAGAGACUGUGUCUUUGAGGCCAUGUCCAUCUGGGACAUCACCAAUCACUACCAGGCAUUCCAUCCCUGGGCGAUGAAUGGUGAUGAGUCGGUGCUGCUGGAUAUCAUCAAGGAGAAAGAUGCCAUCGAGAAUCCCCUCCCCCCCUCCGCCGAAGAGCUGGUGGGUCCCGUGAAUUGUGAAAACAGCUUGCCCACUCCACUCCCCGAGCAGGACGCAGAGUGCCCAGACGACCCGAGGCUCUCCCCAGAGAAGAGCAUCCAGCUGGCCUCGGCCAACCCGGCCAUCUCGUCCACCCCGUACCAGUGCACAGUUUGCCAGUCUGAGUACAACAACCUGCAUGGCCUGCUCACCCACUACGGAAAGAAGCACCCCGGCAUGAAGGUGAAGGCUGCCGACUUUGCCCAGGACAUCGACAUCAACCCCGGCGCCGUGUACAAAUGCAGACACUGCCCCUACAUCAACACCCGCAUCCACGGCGUCCUGACGCACUACCAGAAGCGCCACCCGGCCAUCAAGGUGACCGCCGAGGACUUCGUGCACGAUGUGGAGCAGUCCGCGGACAUAGCCCAGAACGACGUGGAGGAGACGAGCAGGAUCUUCAAGCAAGGCUACGGCGCCUACCGUUGCAAACUGUGUCCCUACACGCACGGCACGCUGGAGAAGCUCAAGAUCCAUUACGAGAAGUACCACAAUCAGCCCGAAUUCGACGUCUUUUCCCCGUCGCCCCCGAAGCUGCCGGUCUCCCUGGAGCCCGAGAUGGCCACGGAAGUGAGCCCCUCCCAGGUAUCCGCUGCUGAGGAGGACGUGGGAGAGGAGCCCAUGUCCACGUCGCACUUCUCAGCCUCGCAUCUGGUCUCCCACACUGUGUUCCGGUGUCAGCUCUGCAAGUACUUCUGUUCCACGAGGAAGGGCAUCGCCAGGCACUACCGCAUCAAGCACAACAACGUCCGCGCCCAGCCAGAGGGCAAGAACAACCUCUUCAAGUGCGCCCUGUGCGCCUACACCAACCCCAUCCGCAAGGGGCUGGCGGCCCACUACCAGAAGCGCCACGACAUCGACGCCUACUACACCCACUGCCUGGCCGCCUCCCGGACCAUCAGCGACAAGCCCAACAAGGUGAUCAUCCCUUCCCCGCCCAAGGAUGACUCCCCGCAGCUCAGCGAGGAGCUGCGGCGGGCCGUGGAGAAGAAAAAGUGCUCGCUGUGCUCCUUCCAGUCCUUCAGCAAGAAGGGCAUCGUGUCCCACUACAUGAAGCGCCACCCGGGGGUGUUCCCGAAGAAGCAGCACGCCAGCAAGCUGGGCGGCUAUUUCACGGCCGUCUACGCGGACGAGCACGAGAAGCCGGUGCUGAUGGAAGAGGAGGAGAGAGGCAGCUUCGAGAAGGCCGAGGUGGAGGGAAGCGAAGCUGCGGAGACCGAGUGGCUCCCGUUCCGCUGCGUCAGGUGCUUCAAGCUGUCCUUCAGCACGGCCGAGCUGCUGUGCAUGCACUACACCGACCACCACAGCCGGGACCUCAAGAGGGACUUCGUCAUCCUGGGCGGCGGCCCCCGCCUGCAGAGCCCCGCCUACCAGUGUAAGCACUGUGAUAGCAAACUGCAAAGCACAGCGGAGCUGACCUCACACUUGAACGUUCACAAUGAGGAAUUCCAGAAGCGUGCCAAACGUCAGGAGAGGAGGAAACAGCUUUUGAGCAAGCAGAAAUAUGCAGAUGGUGCUUUUGCAGAUUUCAAACAAGAGAGGCCUUUUGGUCACUUAGAAGAGGUGCCAAAGAUCAAGGAGAGGAAGGUGGUGGGCUACAAGUGUAAAUUCUGUGUGGAAGUGCACCCGACGCUCCGAGCCAUCUGCAACCACCUGCGGAAGCACGUCCAGUAUGGCAGCGUCCCCGCCGUGUCCGCCGCCGUGAAGCAGGAGGCCGAAGACCCUUCCCACUUGUUCCUGGAUGGAUUGGAAGUCGCCAAAGAUGCCAGUGGCACCCUGGUGGACCGGGUGGAUGGUGAACACUGCUUGCUUGAUGGAAUGUUGGAGGAUGAAACCCGGCCGGGGGGAUACCAUUGUAGUCAAUGUGACAGAGUCCUGAUGUCCAUGCAGGGGCUGCGUUCUCAUGAGAGGAGCCAUCUGGCCCUGGCCAUGUUUACCCGCGAGGACAAGUACAGCUGCCAGUAUUGCUCCUUUGUUUCUGCUUUCAGGCACAACUUGGAUCGCCAUAUGCAAACCCACCAUGGACACCAUAAACCAUUCCGGUGCAAACUCUGCUCCUUCAAGUCCUCCUAUAACAGCCGGCUGAAAACACACAUACUCAAGGCUCACGCUGGUGAACAUGCCUACAAGUGUUCUUGGUGCUCAUUUUCCACCAUGACAAUCAGCCAGUUGAAGGAACACUCCCUCAAGGUCCACGGAAAAGCCCUGACCCUCCCCAGGCCACGAAUUGUCAGUCUGCUCUCCUCCCAUGCUCACCACUCCUCCCAGAAAGCUACCCCCGCCGAAGAAGUAGAAGACUCUAAUGACUCCUCCUACUCCGAACCUCCAGAUGUUCAGCAGCAGUUGAACCACUAUCAGUCCGCGGCGCUGGCGAGGAACAACAGCCGCGUCAGCCCCGUGUCUCUCUCCGGGGCCGCCGGGGGUGCCGAGCAGAAAACCGAGGCUGUUCUGCACUGCGAAUUCUGUGAAUUCUCCUCUGGCUACAUCCAGAGCAUCAGACGCCAUUACAGGGACAAGCAUGGUGGGAAGAAGCUCUUCAAGUGCAAAGACUGCUCCUUUUACACAGGCUUUAAAUCUGCUUUUACUAUGCACGUGGAAGCUGGGCAUUCAGCGGUUCCUGAGGAGGGCCCCAAAGAUCUCCGCUGUCCUCUCUGCCUCUAUCACACCAAAUACAAACGCAACAUGAUUGACCACAUCGUGCUGCACCGAGAAGAGCGAGUUGUCCCCAUCGAAGUGUGCCGUUCCAAACUGUCCAAAUACUUGCAGGGAGUAGUUUUCCGCUGUGAUAAGUGCACCUUCACCUGCUCCAGUGACGAGAGCCUCCAGCAACACAUAGAAAAGCACAACGAACUAAAACCUUACAAAUGCCAGCUCUGCUACUAUGAGACCAAGCACACGGAGGAACUGGACAGCCACCUUCGGGACGAGCAUAAGGUGAGCCGUAAUUUUGAGCUGGUUGGACGGGUUAACUUGGAUCAGCUGGAACAGAUGAAGGAAAAGAUGGAGAGCUCCAGCAGUGACGAUGAGGACAAGGAAGAAGAAAUGAGCAGCAAGGCUGAUGACAGAGAUCUGAUGAGAUUUUCCGACCGUGGGGCUCCUAUUAACACCGAGAAACGUUUUCCGUGUGAAUUUUGCGGACGGGCGUUUUCACAGGGCUCUGAGUGGGAAAGGCAUGUGCUGAGACACGGCAUGGCGUUGAAUGACACCAAGCAGGUGAGCAGAGAAGAAAUCCACCUGAAAGAGAGUGUGGAGGACAGUAUUAAGAUGCCCUCUAUAGAGGAAAAGGAAGAUGACGAGGCAAUCGGGAUAGACUUUUCCCUAAAGAGCGAAACAGUAGCCAUUUGUGUAGUAGCUGCUGACAAAUCUCUCCUGGAGAAUGCAGAGGCCAAAAAUGAAUAAGCGUUUGGUGAAAUUCUUAAUCAAACCGUACUUGAACCGUGAUGAGAAAGUGGGAGGGCCAGCUUGGGCUGAGAAGGGGGGUGGACAGAAAAGAAGACAGAACAAAGCUGCUUUUUAGGACUGAACAAUCUAUUUUCAAAGCACUGGUACCUGUGUGAAUGAGUAUGUAAAUUAAAGUUAUUUAAAUGGUUGGAAUAUGUGGCUCCUUUUCCAUCACUACACCUUUUCUUCCGGAUCUUCAUCAUGGAAGUGUCAUUUGUUGUGGAAUAUGGAAGCACCUCCCGUGUGCACGGUGUGCUCUGUGGCGGUCUUGGACAGGAUGUGGAAACAGAAGCUCCAUGACAGUAGAAGACUUCUCUUAGGGGAACAACUUUUUGACGCACAUCUUUUGGUGCGUUUUUCUAGUUUUAAUACCUUAAGCUUUUUCAAGACCUAACUGCAGCCGCUUUGGGAAAAAACAAACAAACAAAAAAAAACACAAAAAAAUCAAAAACAGAGAACAAAAAACUGCUUUGCAUAAAACAGUCACCUGUUUCCUAGUACCUCAAACUUAACCAAGGGAAUUCUCUGCAUUUGUCAGUACUACCUGUCGUCGUCGUGGUUAAAUGUAGAGAGAACUGCUGGGCAAGACGGUGAAUGGAGAAAAAAAAAGAGAGUUUUAAAGAAAGGAACACAAAUUGUGCUUAAAAUCCCCAUGUGGGUUUUAUUUCUUAAAAUACUGUGAUUUUUUUAAUUAUUUUAGUAAAAAACAAAACAAAAAAAAGAAACAGACUUUAAUUAUUAGAUAACUGUUUGUGAAUUGUCAUCCUUUAUUCCAGGUAAGCUGUUUAUUAGUGUUCAACUAUAAUUUAGAAUUUGGUAGAUUCAUGUGAGCUAAUUUUACGGUGACUGUGGAGUUUUGUUUGCCAUAUGUUUAUUUUCUAUCAAUUUGAGUGUUACAAACACAGCACAAUUCAGUUUUCACAUAAAUUGUUUUUUGUGUGCGUGUUAUUGUUUUAAUUUGGGGGCAAGGGAUUUUUAGUUUUUUUUUGUGAAUAGGAAUGUUUUUAUUUUAAAACAUGGAAAAUAACAAAGAGGUUAACUUUUUUUCCCUUAAUUUAACUAAAGAACCAAACUUUUUGGCACAGCUAUGCAGCUUGUGGGCCAGAUGAGGAAGUCCUCUUCACUCUUUUGUUGCUCGUCAAAUUAACACAUUAUCCGUCUCACACAAAUAAUUUGUUAGAAUGGGCUGGCUUUUGUGUGUGAUUUUGAAAUCUGUGUUCUGUUUUUGUUUGCAUUGUGUUUGGGGGAGGGUUUUUCAUUUAUUUUAUGGGACAAGGGGAUGUGCUAGAAUCCCAUCCCUUUGGUGAGAGUGGACAAGAAAUACUUAUAUCCUACAAGGAGCCUGGAGAACUACUUUUUUUUUUUUUUUUAAUCUAGCUGCCAGCUGCUCUGUUUCCCCAUCUUAGCUUUUUCAGGAGGGAGCAGCUUAGACUAAAUCUAAGUCUACAUUUAUAAUAUGUUCUGAUUGUGAACAAAAGGUUUCAUUCCAAAAAAGUAGAAAAGAACUUUCCUUGAAGCCUAGGUUAUAGAGAAGCCUGUGUGUGUGUGCUUUGAUGCGUGUGUGCUCAUGUGCGUGUGUGUGAGUCCUUUGGUUUUCAUGUUUUGUUUUGUUUUUGUUUUACUUGGAAGGGUUGCGGGAGGGGGAGGGAAGAAAGGGACAGGGAAUUGCUGAGAUGACAGUGUCCCACACAGCUUCAAAUAAAAUCCAUGGAAAGAUAUUGCAUUUGUGGAAUAAGUGCUUACUUGAAAAGCAUGUUCUUCUUUUAUUUUCUUGCUGUUAAGAAAUUUUAUUUGUAGGGUGUUUGUUUUAAUUUAAUUUUUUUUUUUUUUAGGGAUGGGGGCCAUCAUGUGGAAACCAGAAAAUGGGGAAAGUGUGAUCUAGACAAAGAUAACAUUUUGUGUCCAUAUUUGUUUUUAAUUGGCCUCAUUUCAAAUGUAUUAAACAGUUCCAUACCUGGAUUGGGUGUUUGUAAUGGUUACCAAAAAAAAAAAAAA
Molecule: messenger RNA, 10125 nt
Organism: Lontra canadensis (Northern American river otter)
Lineage: Eukaryota; Metazoa; Chordata; Mammalia; Carnivora; Mustelidae
Gene: ZNF462
Product: zinc finger protein 462
Exons: 13
Coding region: 394-8088 (2564 amino acids)
Biological process (GO): regulation of gene expression
Cellular component (GO): nucleus
Source: RefSeq, a predicted model, not a curated record